AUCCCGAACGGUUCUCUUUCGUCGCUGCGCUGUUGUGCCCGCACACACGUUCGUUUGUGCUAGCACAGAUACAGAUACACCCACAUAUAUACACUCGCACACAUUUUGUGGCCAACUUGUACAGCUACAACUUGUUUAAGCAAAUAUUAUUAGAACAAAUAAUAAACGCGACGCAGCAGCAACAACAACACACCAAAAACGAAAAGAAAAAGAAAAAGAAAACAUAAAACCAAAUCGAAACAAAACGAAAACGAAGUGAAGUGCGCAAAAAGCAAAAAAGCAUUUUCUUGUGGCGGCUCAGUCCGCAUAGUUUGCAUAGUUGCAACUUUUGAUUAACGAACUGAAAUCGAUCGAGAAUCAAUCAACACACAAUGCACACUCUGUUCAGUGAUCAGAACUCGUUCUCGCGCCAUUAUGCGCAAACUGCCGCCGGCUAUACAUCCGCCUCGGCUGUGGCUGCUGCCAGCAGCGCCUCGGCGGCCGCAGCGGCACAUUACGCAUACGACCAGUACUCCAGGUAUCCGUACUCGGCCAGCGCCUAUGGCCUCGGGGCACCGCAUCAGAACAAGGAGAUCGUGAAGCCGCCGUAUUCGUACAUCGCGCUCAUUGCGAUGGCCAUACAGAAUGCCUCGGACAAGAAGGUGACUCUGAAUGGCAUCUAUCAGUACAUCAUGGAACGCUUUCCGUAUUAUCGCGACAACAAGCAGGGCUGGCAGAACUCGAUACGCCACAAUCUCAGUCUCAACGAAUGCUUCGUCAAGGUGGCACGCGAUGACAAGAAACCGGGAAAAGGAUCCUAUUGGACACUCGAUCCCGAUUCGUACAACAUGUUCGACAACGGCUCGUUUUUACGGCGACGACGACGCUUCAAGAAGAAGGACGUGAUGCGUGAGAAGGAGGAGGCGAUUAAGCGACAAGCGAUGAUGAACGAGAAGCUGGCCGAGAUGAAGCCACUGAAGCUGAUGACGAAUGGUAUACUGGAGGCCAAGCAUAUGGCUGCGCAUGCGGCGCACUUCAAGAAAGAGCCGCUCAUGGAUUUGGGUUGCCUCAGCGGCAAGGAUGUCUCACAUGCCGCCAUGCUGAAUUCCUGCCACGACAGUUUGGCGCAAAUGAAUCACUUGACCGGCGGCGUGGAGCAUGCGGGCUUCACCGUCGACUCCCUGAUGAACGUCUACAAUCCGCGCAUCCAUCACAGCGCCUAUCCGUAUCACUUGAACGAUGAUAAUCUCACCGUCGCGAGCUCACAGAUGCAUCACGCUCAUCAUGCGGCGGCCGCUCACCAUGCGCAGCAGUUGCGUCAUGUGGCCCACGUCUCGCAUCCGCUGACGCCCGGCAAUGGCAGCGGCGGCGUGCAGUCGUCGGGCGCCUCACCCACCACGAUCUCAACGCCCCACGGACCGGCGCAUGGUGGCUGGUAUACGCCAGAGACGCCGCCAUCGGAGCCCAUCACGAAUGGCUCUGCGCCCGGCCAGAGCGGCACGCCCACGCAUCCCAGCAAUAACAACAACAACAGCAGCAUGCACAACAACAACAACAACAAUAGUAAUAACAAUAAUAACAACAACAACAACAACAAUGCUGCCAUCUCCGCCUCGGUGCUGACAAGCAGUCCCAGCUCAGCGUUGGGUUUCCGCGACAUGAUCUUCGAGCAGAAUCAAUCCUGCCAGCUGGACACAGGCAGUCCGACGGGCAGCAUACAAUCGGCCAGUCCGCCGGCAUCGGCGAGUGUCGCUGCUGCGUCUGCAGCUGCUGCGGCGGCGGUGAUCAACAGCCAUCAUCAUCAUCAUCAUCAUGUGUCGCAUCUGAGCGGGAAUCUGGGCAAUCUGAGUCAGUUGAGCAAUCUCAGUCACUAUCGGCCGCAUGUGGGUCACUAUCAGGAGUAUGGCAUUAAGUAUGGUGUCUAAACGGACCGAGGAGGCGUUCAUAGUGGGCGUGGCAGCUGUGCUCUCUUGUAUAUUCGUGUAAAUAUAUUUCCAAGCAUGACUCACAGCGGAAAGCGGAAAGGAGCAGAAAGUAUCUCAAUGUCAACGAAUUUAUUAUUAUUGUUUUUCUUUUUACUGUAUUUAUGUUUUCUGUUUUAUGCAUUGCGUAUACGACGUGUUGGCCAAGCGAGCAUAGUAUUUAGUUUAGCAUUAAACACAACUAUACGCAUAUAUAAACAUAUAUAGAGUAUACAACAAAGUAACAAUUACGAGAAUAACUAUAAUUAACAAUCUACAAUUAACUACUUAUUAAAUAAUUGUUAUCACUUUAGGACGUAGUUAUGUCUGGUAUGCAAAUUUGUGAUCAGUUUUCACUUUUCUCGCAGCGACUUAAAAAAAACACAAAUCGAACUUAAUAAAUGCAAAAGAAAAAGCACAAAAAAAUAUUUAACACAUUGUAUUAUCAUAGUGAAUCGCUUAGUAAUAUUACAAUUAACUAGCCUAGCCUACGUAAGCAAUAAUAAAUUAUAAAUAACUAUAAUAAUAAUAUAAUAAUAAUAUUAUCAAAUUAGCGUACAACACACAACUAUGAGCAACAAACUGUAUUAAAACGAAUAUGUU
Drosophila albomicans is the source of this 2543-nucleotide messenger RNA. It is a transcript of the gene croc, whose product is annotated as fork head domain-containing protein crocodile. NCBI's taxonomy places the organism in Eukaryota, Metazoa, Arthropoda, Insecta, Diptera, Drosophilidae. The record is from RefSeq and is a predicted model, not a curated record. Gene Ontology annotation, molecular function: DNA-binding transcription factor activity, RNA polymerase II-specific; RNA polymerase II cis-regulatory region sequence-specific DNA binding. The transcript has a single exon. Gene Ontology annotation, biological process: cell differentiation; regulation of transcription by RNA polymerase II; anatomical structure morphogenesis. Bases 372 to 1904 code for a protein of 510 amino acids.